UUGGUCGUUCUAGGUGUCAAGUGCCAAAAUGCUCUCACUUGGCUUGCAGCCAUCUCCGGACGAGUUGUCGCGUUUUGACCAGAUAGAUCAACGUGCGCCUGCAGGCUGCACCAGGGGACUAUUGCUCGCCGCUGCGUAGCGUCGCACGCUGCAGCGCACCAGAUUGAAGCACUCUGCACGCUGCAGCGCACCAGUGAAGCACUCUGCAAGCUAUGCGGGCGUUGCAAUGCGUAGUACGACUGGCACUGCUUGCACCGCUUGCGGACGCACUGCUGGCGCCGCCGCCGCGUUUCACUCGUCGUCGCGGGUCGGCGCUCGCCGCGGCACCGGUGGCAGGUGCGUCCUCGAAGGUCUUUGCCGCCGCGACGGGUGCAGUGUCACGACUGGUCGUCACGACGGCACUCGGUGCCGCGACGGUGAAAGCGAACAUCGUCACUCCGGAACAGAUCAACGGCCUCGCGAAGGUCGUCUACAACUUCUUCCUGCCCUGCUUUCUCUUUACCACGUUGAUUCGCACGGUGGCUACCUACGGUCUAUCACCCGAGUUACUGCUGCUGAUGCCCUUCGCGGCCUGCGCGCAAAUUGCGAUCGCAUUCCUCGUCUCCCGAUUCCUACUGGUGCCGCUUGUCGGCGUGAAGCCGCGGUCGGCCGCGGCAAGAGAACUGACCCUGUCCGGGAGCUUCGGCAACCCCGGCGUUCUCCCGUUGCUCUUCUUUGACGCGUUGUUCGCCGGCGCGCGCGACGCGUCGCUCCUGCCGCGGCUCGUCGCGCUGACGUCGUUUUAUCUGAUCGGCUUUACGCCCGCGUUCUGGGCGCUCGGUAACGCGAUCCUCGCCGACGAUGAUCCAGAUGCGGCGUGCUUGGUCGUAAGCCCCGACGAGUGCGAGGCGGAGACACGAGUGGAUCGGGCGAAGAAGGCGCUAACUGCUCUGCUGAAGCCGCCGCCGGUCCGUGCCGCGCUGGGAGGUUUAGCCGUGGCGGCAUGUACUCCGCUGAGGGAUGCCCUCGUCGGCCCGAACGCGCGCCUCGCAAACGUCUUCGCCGCUCUGACACGUUUCUCGGGGGCCUACCUCCCGUCGGCGUCGUUGGUACUGGCCGGGUCGCUCAUUGCCGGCGGCGGCGGAGACGACGACGACGCGCCGCCGGGUCUGAGACGUAUCGUCGCGCUCUGCUUGCAUCGGUUUUGUCUCCUCCCCGCGCUCGGCGCCGGUGCUUUAUUUGGCCUCGCGAAGGUCGGCCUGUUCCCGGCGGUGCACAAAUCAAUUACGCGGGCGUCUCUGCACGUCAUCGACGCGACGCCGAUGGUUUUUCGCACAGGUUCCCGGCGCCGCGCGCGUCGCCGCUCGUUUGGUUUUUCCUUCUCACGCAAUUCGCCAUGCCCCCGGCACAGAACACUGUAGUGAUGUUCCAGCUCCGAGAUAACCCAAAAGGAGCGAAGCGCCAGGCCCGGACGCUGCUCGUCGUCUACGCGGCGGCCGUCGCGCCGCUCGCGUUCUUGUUCAACGCGUACCUGACCGCGUGCGGGCUGAGCGUAUAAGUCUAACACUAGAAUAG
Messenger RNA from Pelagomonas calceolata, 1554 nucleotides. Lineage: Eukaryota; Pelagophyceae; Pelagomonadales; Pelagomonadaceae. The record is from the annotation of a GenBank genome assembly.